AUGGGCAACAGUUGUUCAAUUUCGAAUUCUGUAACUGCGGGAAAAACGACACGUGCUCAACAAGACGAGAUUAAUCGAUCGAUAGAAAAAGCUAUAUUGGCUGAAAGAAAGAAAAAAGUAUUGAAACUACUCUUGUUAGGACCAGGUGAUUCUGGAAAGAGCACUACUUUGAAGCAAAUGAGAAUUAUACACGAUCAAGGGUUCACUGACGACGAAAAACGACAACGAAAAUAUAUAGUGUAUCUAAAUCUUAUUUCUGGAAUGAUAGAAGUUAUAAAAGGAUUGUCCUUGUUAUCGCUCACGUAUAAAAAUGAAAACUCAGAGGAGUUUUCGAAGAAAAUCACCAAGUAUUAUGAAGAAGUGAGAAGCAGUGACGCUGCUGAACUUACUGAAGUGGUGGCGGAUGCUAUUAGUAGGCUCCUCGAGGAUUCAUCUGUACAGGAAGUGUUGAAGCAUGGAUCUGAAUUAGGUAUUGAAGAGAGCUCAAUAUACUUCCUCCAAGAGCUCUCAAGGAUACGAGAAAAAGACUACCUCCCAUCACUUGAAGAUAUUCUAAAAAGUCGAGUUUCUACAUCAGGAGUGUACCAGUUUACCUUCUACAUCAAAAAUUUCACAUUUAAAGUUUUUGAUGUAGGAGGACAAAAGGCACAACGACGAAAAUGGAUUCAUGUCUUCGAUGAUGUCCAUGCCGUAUUAUUCAUAACGUCGCUCUCUGAGUACAAUCAGGUUCUAGCUGAAGACAACUCGAAGAACCGAAUGAAGGACUCAAUUGCAUUGUUCGAGCAAAUAUGCAACAAUGAAUGGUUUUCUAACACAGCAAUGAUUCUAUUCCUCAAUAAAAUCGACCUCUUCGCGGAGAAAAUCAAGAAAUUCAAUAUUACAUGCGCUUUAAAGAAUUAUAAAGGUCCACAAGAAUAUCGCCCUGCUCUCGAUUACAUCACGAGAAGAUUUAAACAAAUGAACAAGAAUUCGAAAAGAAAUAUUUAUACUCACGAGACUUGCGCCACGGAUACCAGACAAAUCGAAGUCGUCAUUGACAGUGUUAUUGAUGUUGUUAUACAACAAACUAUGCAAAAAGUAGGAAUACAAUAA
Messenger RNA from Necator americanus (New World hookworm), 1092 nucleotides. RefSeq lists its product as uncharacterized. Gene Ontology annotation, cellular component: heterotrimeric G-protein complex. NCBI's taxonomy places the organism in Eukaryota, Metazoa, Nematoda, Chromadorea, Rhabditida, Ancylostomatidae. The coding region runs from base 1 to 1092 and encodes 363 amino acids. The transcript is spliced from 10 exons. The record is from RefSeq and is a predicted model, not a curated record. Gene Ontology annotation, molecular function: GTPase activity; G-protein beta/gamma-subunit complex binding; G protein-coupled receptor binding. Gene Ontology annotation, biological process: adenylate cyclase-modulating G protein-coupled receptor signaling pathway.